AUGGCUCAUGCUAAGAUCUCCAUGUAUCUACCUCCCAACAUCAAUCCUGCCCAGGCUGAAAUUGCCUAUGGCUGCCUAGCCCUGCCCAAGCUGAACAGAGAACUGCAAUCAGCCGUCCUGCUGACAAGACAGAAAGCCCUUGUGGCCCUAUGUGACCUCAUGCAUGACCCCGAGUAUGUCUACGAGGCCAUCCAGAUAGGUUGUCUGGAGAGCCUGAAGGGCUUGCUGAAGGAUGGUGAUGACCUGGUACGGAUAAAGACCACUGAGGUGCUCCACAUCAUAGCGACCCAUAGUGUGGGCAGAAUCAGCUUUUUAGAGCAUGACAUCAUCUUUGCCCUGUCCUUCCUGCUGAGUGACCCCAACAACCGCUGCCGGGAGAACAUGCACCUUGCCUUCAAACACCUGUCUCAACUGCCCGCAGGGGCCCAGGGUAUUGUCAACUGUGGCCUGAUCCCUGCACUGGUAUGGAAGCUGCAGAGGGAGGAGGAAAAUAUUCAGGAGCUCAUCUUGGACACACUGGCAAUCUGCCUGCAGGAAGAUGCCACAGAGGCACUGGGCAGCCGCGCUGUACCCUGCUUCAAAGAGAAACUCCUUAGUCCUAAUGAGAACAUCCGAAGCAAGGCUGCUGAAGCACUCAUGGCCAUCAGCAUCCCUUUGGAGGGCAAGAACCAGGUGUGGAAGUAUGAUGUCAUCCCCAUCCUGGUGCAUCGGCUAAAAGACAUCAGCAUGGAGGUGAGAGCCAACGCUGCAGGGGCCUUGAUGUAUGCUACAGUGACCACAGAAGGGAAGUAUGCAGCACUGGACGCGGAUGCUAUCCCCCCACUUCUGGAGCUGCUGGACCCAGAACUUAGCACCAAAGUGCGCCUGAAUGCCACCAAGGCCCUCACCAUGCUGGCGGAGGCCCCCGAGGGCCGAAAGUUACUACAGGUUCAUGUACCAGUCUUCCGUGCGCUUGAGACAGAGAAGAAUGAGAACAUACAGUGGGCAGCCAGUAUUGCCCUCGAUGUGAUUGAGUGGAAACCCUGA
Molecule: messenger RNA, 1026 nt
Organism: Dipodomys ordii (Ord's kangaroo rat)
Lineage: Eukaryota; Metazoa; Chordata; Mammalia; Rodentia; Heteromyidae
Product: radial spoke head 14 homolog
Exons: 6
Coding region: 1-1026 (341 amino acids)
Molecular function (GO): protein binding
Source: RefSeq, a predicted model, not a curated record